Messenger RNA from Cajanus cajan (pigeon pea), 3592 nucleotides. Lineage: Eukaryota; Viridiplantae; Streptophyta; Magnoliopsida; Fabales; Fabaceae. The record is from RefSeq and is a predicted model, not a curated record.
AUCUAAAAUCAGACAUUGCAAUUAAUCUUAAGGAUGGUAUUAUUUGCUCUAUUGUCAGUGACAGGUGAAUAUGAGGGUUUGGAACUCAUCAUGGAUAAACAAUGUUGCCUCGUAUAUAUCAACAAAAACUUCUCAACAGACAAGGAAGAAGGAGUGGCCCAACUUUGAUCAGUAGAAUCGUGUUUCGCUUCCUCACUUUCCUGCUUAACGUCUAGACUUUUGAUUUACGAGUAAUGUUAGCUUUGAGUUUCUCUUGGUCAUUUUCACAAACACCUUUCGCUCAACCUUAACCUAGGAAAUUUGGGAUAUCUUAUUUUGACGCUCUAUCAGCUUUCGAUAGACUGAAGUGUGCAUUGCUUAUUGUCAAUCAUGAUCAGAAUCAGAUUUAACUUACCCGUUUUCUCUGGUGUGCUAUCACGCAUCGGCCAUAACUCACUCGCGUUUAAUCACUGUCAUGUAGUAGAGGAGCCCGUUAUGAGUGCUAUUUUCAAUUUCUUUAACCCUUUUAAGUCUGAAACUUUCUUUGCACUACCAAAAUUUGGUUUCUCAGUUAGGCACUUUUCUGCUUCAUCUUCAACCAGAAGCCUUGGGGUGGUAACUGAUGCCCCUGCACAUGAGGACUUGAGUGAUGAUGAUAAUGAUGGGGAUGAGGAUGAGGAUGAUGGUCAUGGCAAAAAAAAAUUACAUUUAAGGGAUGAUGCUAUUGCCCAAGAUGUUAAAAUCAUUUUGGAUAUAAUGCAUGAAGUGGGUUCUGGACCAUCUGAAAUUAAGCACAAGCUUGAGCAUUGCAGUGUUGUGCUAUCAUCAGAGGUGGUUGUGGAGGUCCUUUCGAGAACUCGCAAUGAUUGGGAAUCAGCUUUCACAUUUUUCUUGUGGGCUGGCAAGCACUCUGGGUAUGUUCAUUCGGUUCGCGAGUACCAUUCUAUGAUCUGUAUCCUUGGCAAGAUGAGGAAGUUUGAUACUGCUUGGACAUUAAUUGAGGAAAUGAGAGGAGGUAGAACUGGUCCAUCUCUUGUCACUCCUCAAACCCUGUUGAUUAUGAUCAGGAGAUACUGUGCUGUACAUGAUGUUGCAAGAGCUAUCAAUACUUUCUACGCUUAUAAACGAUUUAACUUUCAUGUUGGGCUAGAGGAAUUUCAAAGCCUUCUUUCUGCCCUUUGUCGGUAUAAGAAUGUGCAAGAUGCUGAACACUUACUGUUCUGCAACAAGAAUGUAUUCCCACUUGACAUCAAAAGCUUUAACAUCAUUCUGAAUGGAUGGUGUAAUCUGAUUGUUAGUGUUUCUCAGGCAGAAAGAAUAUGGCAGGAGAUGAGCAAGAGAGGGAUCCAACACGAUGUUGUCUCCUAUGCAAGUAUCAUAUCUUGCUAUUCAAAAUCUUCUAGACUUUAUAAGGUGCUUAGGAUGUUUGAUGAGAUGAAGAAAAAGAAGAUCACUCCAGAUAGGAAGGUUUAUAAUGCAGUCAUUUUUGCUCUUGCAAAGGGUAGGCUUGUGAAAGAAGCUGCCAAUAUCAUUGCAACAAUGGAAGAGAACAAUGUAACUCCAGAUGUUGUUACUUACAACUCCCUGAUCAAGCCUCUCUGCAAGGCCCACAAAGUUGAUGAAGCAAAACAACUUUUUGAUGAGAUGCUGGAGCGGCGCCUAUCCCCGACAAUUCAAACUUUUCAUGCUUUCUUCCGUAUGUUAAGGACCAAGGAAGAAGUAUUUGAGCUCUUGGACAAGAUGAAAGAGCUGGGAUGCUACCCAACCAUUGAGACUUAUAUAAUGUUGAUAAGAAAGUUUUGCCGCUGGCGCCAGCUUGAUGAUGUAUUCAAGAUAUGGGAUGCAAUGAGAGAAGAUGGCAUCAGCCAUGAUCGAAGUUCUUAUAUAGUACUGAUUCAUGGGCUGUUUCUCAAUGGAAAGUUGGAGCAAGCAUACAGAUAUUAUGCAGAGAUGGAAGAGAAAGGCUUCCUUCCUGAACCAAAGACUGAAGAAAUGCUUCAGGCAUGGGUUUCUAGGAAACCGGCAAUAGAGGGCCAGGAGACAGAUUUAGAACCUAAUCAACUGGAAAAUGAUACUCUUAAAAAGAAAGUGAAGGCCGUACCAAGUAAAUUUGACAGGGAAAAAGCUUAUCUUCAGGAACCUGAGACCAGAAGAGUAACAAGAGAACGGGGUUUUUCUUUUUGGGAGCAGUAAAUCCUUAUUUGACAAGAGUUUCAAUGACACUAGUACUUUAUCUAUGAAGAUGAUGCUUGUUGGCCAGCAUACCUUUUAAAUUUGAAUGUAUAUAAGUGGAUGGCAUGCUCUAUUCUUGGUUUAUAACCAGACUUCAACUUACUAAUCACGAGAGCUACAAGGUUUGUGCAAUUCAUAACAACCCAAGUUUGCUAGUUGUCAGAUUAUAGUGAUCUAAACGUCAUUGCUCCUUUACUAGCAGUUAACCUGUGUGAAUGUUGAAAUACUAGAGCUGAACUCAGGUACUUGUGUGUUUCCUCACGAGUUCGGUAUAAAUUCCGCAACUGGAGCUAGAAACUCAAGCCAUUGCUGUGAUCCCUUUGAUUGCAGAGAAAAAUUUGAAUUGAUAGUUGCUUGCAAUGCAGGGUCAUAUUAUUGUAGAAUCGACUGUGGAAGUAAAAUUAAACACAAGAAGUUAACAUGCGUUGACUGAAGAAAUUCAUUACAACCUAUGAAGCUGCAUGAAAAUCUGACUAUGCACCUUGACUCCUUGAGUUGGGCUUCCAUUAGUUUUUUUAUGCUGCAGGGCCUAAUGGAGCAUCUUUUAUUUUCAUGUAUUUGGUUCUGGCUUCUAGGACAUAAGAUCUAGUAUGUCCUCUGGCUUUUGGUCUUUGGGUUGUUAGAGUCCUUGCAAACAUGCUAUUUUCCCAAGGGCCAUAAGUCAAGUAGCAUCGAGAGUCGAGACUAUUUGAUCUGACUCAGGCUUCUUUGCUUGACUUUAACCUAUCCUGCACCCCAACACCAGGUCUUAAAAGGGUGUCAUGAUUGUCAAUCGGUUAGAUGGAGAUAACUGAUAGAAUAAAACACCAUGGAGAUUAAACCGGGUUUGAGUGCGUACGCUCAGAAUCCGAAAGAGGCAGCGGAAUCUUUGGUUUCGCUUUUGGAUAAAGCGGAGAGUGUUGUUCCUCGUGAAUUGCGAUCCAAGACACCGGUUCGAGUUGGGGCAACUGCGGGUUUGAGGGCUUUGGAAGGGGAUACCUCGGAUAGGAUCUUGCAAGCGGUAAGGGAUUUGCUUAAGGACAGGAGUAGCCUGAAAUCCGACGUUGAUGCUGUUACAGUGCUGGAUGGAACUCAAGAAGGUGCUUAUCAAUGGGUAUGGUAUACGAACUUAAUGGCUAUUGCUCCGGUGCCCUUUUAUUUGAAGGGGUUUUGGUGCCCCUUGUCUGUAAACCAAUGACAGGUUGACAUGUGGUCUUAAUGAGGUGAGUCACCUUGUGAGCUGGAAAGGUGUGACUUUAAAGUUAAAUAAUUCGUAAAGGGCAAUAAGGUUAUUUCACCGAAGGCUAUCAAUAUAAAAUUGCCCCUUCUCUAUUCAGGGGUUCGUAUUGUGAAUUUUACCCCGUUAUUGAACCCUAAAAUUGCCGUUUUCCGUGGAGCUCGU